UGAGGUCUCUCUUAUUUUGAAAGGGCACACCACAGAAGGACGUAACCAUCAAGUCAGAUGCCCCGGACACCCUGUUACUGGAGAAACAUGCUGAUUACAUCGCCUCCUAUGGCUCGAAGAAAGAUGAUUAUGAAUACUGCAUGUCUGAGUAUUUGAGAAUGAGUGGCAUCUACUGGGGCCUGACAGUGAUGGACCUCAUGGGAUAUCUGGAUCGCAUGAACAGGGAAGAAAUCCUGGCUUUUAUCAAAUCGUGUCAACAUGAAUGUGGGGGGAUUAGUGCCAGCAUCGGGCAUGAUCCUCACCUUCUGUACACGCUCAGCGCUGUCCAGAUUCUGACUCUGUAUGAUAGUAUCCAUGUUAUAGACGUGAAUAAAGUUGUGGAGUACGUUCAGAGUUUACAGAAAGAAGAUGGUUCAUUUGCUGGAGACAUUUGGGGAGAAAUUGAUACCAGAUUCUCCUUCUGUGCAGUGGCCACUUUGGCUCUGUUGGGCAGGCUUGAAGCUAUUAAUGUGGAAAAGGCAAUUGAAUUUGUUUUGUCCUGUAUGAACUUUGAUGGCGGAUUUGGGUGCAGACCGGGUUCUGAAUCUCAUGCUGGGCAGAUCUAUUGUUGCACAGGAUUCCUGGCGAUUACUAGUCAGUUGCAUCAGGUGAAUUCUGACUUACUUGGUUGGUGGCUUUGUGAACGACAGCUGCCCUCGGGUGGGCUCAACGGAAGACCAGAGAAGUUACCAGAUGUUUGCUAUUCAUGGUGGGUGUUGGCAUCUCUAAAGAUAAUCGGAAGGCUUCAUUGGAUUGAUAGAGAAAAACUGCGGAGUUUCAUCUUAGCAUGUCAAGACGAAGAGACUGGAGGUUUUGCAGACAGGCCGGGAGAUAUGGUGGAUCCUUUCCACACAUUAUUUGGCAUUGCUGGAUUGUCGCUUUUGGGAGAGGAACAAAUUAAACCUGUCAGCCCUGUCUUUUGUAUGCCUGAGGAGGUGCUUCAGAGAGUGAACGUUCAGCCUGAGCUCGUGAACUAGAGUCAGUGAUGGAAAAGAUGCUUGUAUAGUGUUGUAAUCGGAGCAUUUCUGUAUUUGAAGUGCUUAGCAAACCUGAAGGUGACUUGUUAAUAUUUUGUAUAUCUGUGUUAAAUUAAUUAUAAAUUAUAAUUAUACAUACUGUAAAUACUUAUAUUGUAUUUCUUAGUUUUAUUAGCUCUGCAGUAUUCUGAGUACAGCUUUAUGUCUCUUACCAGUGGACUUAAAAGUUUGCAUCCCCAUGUGCUUCUAUGUACUAGAGCAAUAGUUGAUGGGAAAUGAUUUUUGUUAAUGGAUAGAGUAAAACUUCAUGAGUUAAGUAAACGAUGUACAAAAUUAA
This is a messenger RNA of Nannospalax galili (Upper Galilee mountains blind mole rat), 1353 nucleotides long. It is a transcript of the gene Rabggtb, whose product is annotated as Rab geranylgeranyltransferase subunit beta. Lineage: Eukaryota; Metazoa; Chordata; Mammalia; Rodentia; Spalacidae. The coding region runs from base 141 to 1016 and encodes 291 amino acids. Gene Ontology annotation, biological process: protein geranylgeranylation. Gene Ontology annotation, molecular function: Rab geranylgeranyltransferase activity. The transcript has 8 exons. Gene Ontology annotation, cellular component: Rab-protein geranylgeranyltransferase complex. The record is from RefSeq and is a predicted model, not a curated record.